AUGGAUCCAACAGCACUCGGAUACCUCCAAGGCCCAUCUAGGAUGAAAAAAACAAACAAAAAAGGUCGUCGACCCGGUAAAAUAGCCUGCACGGCCUGCCACGCUCGCAAAAAGCGAUGUGACAUCUCUCCGCCACAUCACCAGUGCAUGCAUUGCCGCAAGGAAAAUAAAUGCUGUAUCCCGCGAGAUUCUAUUGACAGCAAGACUUACAAAACCGUUGGAAGACCCACCCAGCGACGAAUGCCCGGCCGCAAUCACAACAGCCAGAAAGUCAGCCAUGACGAGAAUCAAUUUCAUGUCAAUGGCUUUCUGCCAAAAGGAAUUGACCAUGAAAUACCCCGCUGGAGUGCAGUGUAUUCUUUUUAUUCGGAGAUGUGCCGGCUACUGCCGACUCUCACCUCCACCUCCCCGCCCCUUUCAGCCGAGAUGGAAGAGGACAUUUCACAUGUGCAAACUGCACCAAUGGAGAGAAAGCAGGAUGCGCCAUCGUCCGGGCUGGAAUUCUCAAGGCGCUUUCAGUCGGAUGUCCUAUAUAGGGAUUGUGUGGAGCCAACUUCUCCUCUGAAGAGGGUCGGCAGACCUGCUCGUCGGUCUCUGUCUCGGUCUCGGUCCCCGCCACCUGUAGAUGAAAGGGUUGGGCUGGAAAAAGCGUUAGCGUGCGAAGCUGAGACGCAUGGGAUCCAUGAUCCAGCGAGGGAAGAGAGAGCUCCAAGCGGAGGAUACUCCGAUUCCACCUAUGAUGUUUUUAUGAAUGAUCUCGAUGCAUUGCUUAGAUUUUGA
Messenger RNA from Penicillium digitatum Pd1, 780 nucleotides. Lineage: Eukaryota; Fungi; Ascomycota; Eurotiomycetes; Eurotiales; Aspergillaceae. The record is from RefSeq and is a predicted model, not a curated record.